CCUCCCGGCCCCCCCAGAGCACCAGCAGCCAUUUCAUCUCCACCACCACCACCACCAAGUAGGCGCAAAAAAUGGCAGAAAUGGAGAAAGAAGGGAGACCUCCCGAAAAUAAAAGGAGCAGGAAGCCGGCUCACCCGGUGAAGCGGGAGAUCAACGAGGAGAUGAAGAACUUUGCUGAAAACACUAUGAAUGAGCUUCUUGGCUGGUAUGGUUAUGAUAAGGUAGAACUGAAAGAUGGAGAAGAUAUUGAAUUCAGGAACUACUCAGCAGAUGGGGAAAGCCGCCAGCACAUUUCUGUUCUCAAAGAAAAUUCUUUGCCAAAACCAAAAUUACCUGAGGACAGUGUUAUUUCACCGUACAAUAUAAACCCAAGCUACCCAGGGCUUGCCACAGGAAAUGGACUAUCAGACUCACCAGCAGGGUCGAAGGAUCAUGGGAAUGUACCUAUUAUUGUCCCAUUAAUUCCACCACCUUUCAUAAAGCCACCAGCAGAAGAUGAUGUGUCAAAUGUACAAAUAAUGUGUGCCUGGUGCCAGAAAGUUGGAAUCAAGCGCUAUUCCCUGAGUAUGGGAAGUGAAGUGAAAUGCUUCUGCAGCGAGAAGUGCUUUGCAGCUUGCCGAAGAGCAUAUUUCAAGAGAAACAAGGCUAGAGAUGAAGAUGGACAUGCUGAAAAUUUUCCCCAGCAGCACUAUGCUAAGGAAACUCCAAGACUUGCCUUCAAGAAUAACUGCGAACUACUUUGGCAAGCCAGAAGAUUUCAGGAGGUUGAUUAUAGGAUGGUUCCAUCACGUGUGCUGCCUUGCCAGGUAUGUGACUGGUGUAAGCACAUAAGACACACAAAAGAGUAUCUGGAUUUUGGGGACGGGGAAAGAAGGCUUCAGUUCUGCAGUGCAAAAUGUCUCAAUCAGUACAAAAUGGACAUUUUCUACAAAGAGACACAGGCCAAUCUUCCAGCUGGACUGUGCAGCACAUUACAUCCUCCAGUCGAAAAUAAAGCAGAAGGCACUGGGGUGCAGCUGCUGACUCCAGAUUCUUGGAAUCUACCACUAGCAGAUGCUCGGAGAAAAGCCCCAUCCCCAGCGUCUGCAGCUGGCCAAAUUCAAGGCCCUGGACCAUCAGCGUCUACCACUGCCUCUCCGUCUGACACUGCCAACUGCUCUGUCACUAAAAUCCCCACUCCAGUUCCCAAACCUAUUCCCAUCAGUGAGAAUCCAAAUAUUCCACCAGUUUCUGUCCAGCCACCUGCUAGCAUUGUGCCUCCAAUUGGUGUCCCUCCUCGCAGUCCUCCCAUGGUGAUGACAAACCGUGGGCCAGUUCCUCUGCCCAUAUUCAUGGAACAGCAAAUUAUGCAGCAAAUCCGUCCACCGUUUAUUCGUGGGCCACCUCACCAUGCCUCAAAUCCUAACAGCCCUCUGUCAAAUCCAAUGAUUCCUGGAAUUGGUCCCCCACCAGGUGGUCCCAGAAAUAUGGGUCCCACCUCUAGCCCCAUGCACAGGCCAAUGCUUUCCCCCCAUAUCCAUCCCCCCACAACACCUACCAUGCCUGGGAAUCCUCCUGGCUUGUUGCCGCCUCCCCCUCCCGGAGCUCCUUUGCCCAGUCUUCCCUUCCCCCCUGUCAGCAUGAUGCCAAAUGGUCCUAUGCCUAUGCCACAGAUGAUGAACUUUGGAUUGCCAUCCCUUGCCCCACUGGUGCCACCCCCAACUCUACUAGUGCCAUAUCCUGUCAUUGUCCCUUUGCCUGUUCCCAUCCCCAUUCCCAUUCCCAUCCCUCACAUCAACGACUCCAAACCCCCCAACGGCUUCUCCAGCAAUGGCGAAAGCUUCAUUCCGAGUACCUCCAGUGAGACGCCUGGGGCAAAGCCAACCAAUAGCUCUUCAUCCCCUCGAGAGUCAAAGCAAGGAUCAUCCAAAUCCUCUGACUCAUCACCGAGCUGCUCAGGCCAGUCCCUUAAUCAAGCUAAAGUGCUUCAGGAGCACAGUAAAAAUGAAGUUGUUGAUUUGACUGUCAGACCUAGUAGUCCAGCGAACAGUAAAUUUGGUUUCCCCAGCGUGCUACAGGGUCCACAGGACGGUGUGAUAGACCUAACGGUAGGCCACCGGUCUAGGCUGCACAAUGUCAUCCACAGGGCUCUACAUGCCCAAGUGAAAGUUGAACGUGAACCCAACAGUGUUGUAAAUUUGGCCUUUGGUAGCUCAGACAAAAGGAACUGCAGUGACUGCAGGGACAACUGCAGUCCGGUUGACUCAAAAACGUUACCGUGCAGUGAUGGAGCUCACUGCUGUCCCGUCUCCUUGGCCUCUGGCACGCCAGGACUGGAAGCUGGCGCAGCGGUGUGCAACGUCAUUGUGAAUGGCACAAAGAGCACAGAGGGUUCCAAGAACCCGGAGCCGCCCCAGGAGCCGAAAAAGCCCCAGUCCCCGGAGGAGCUGGCGGUGAGCGAGCUGGAGUCCGUGAAGGAGAACAACUGCGCCUCAAACUGUCACCUUGAGGGAGAGGCUGGCAAGAAGGCUGGGGAGGAGCCCCUGGCUGGGGGAGACAAACAGGACCCGAACCUUAACAAUCCAGCAGACGAGGACCAUGCGUAUGCUUUGAGGAUGCUGCCCAAGACAGGUUGCGUGAUCCAGCCUGUGCCAAAACCAGCAGAAAAGACUGCUAUUGCGCCAUGCAUUAUCUCAACGCCAAUGCUCAGCACAGGGCCAGAGGAUCUGGAGCCACCAUUGAAAAGGAGGUGUCUCCGAAUUCGAAAUCAGAAUAAGUAAAGGAGCGCUCACUGACAGGGUACCUUGCAUGGAGAAAGGGAGCAGAGCAAACCACGUCACUGCACCGAAUGACACCAGCUGGUCCGCUCACCGCCCCUCUGGCUGAAAGUCCAGCAAAGAAAGAGCUUCCUGUCAUGAAGCCCCCAAGGA
Serinus canaria (Common canary) is the source of this 2909-nucleotide messenger RNA. It is a transcript of the gene SOBP, whose product is annotated as sine oculis binding protein homolog. The record is from RefSeq and is a predicted model, not a curated record. Gene Ontology annotation, cellular component: nucleus. NCBI's taxonomy places the organism in Eukaryota, Metazoa, Chordata, Aves, Passeriformes, Fringillidae. The coding region runs from base 72 to 2759 and encodes 895 amino acids. Gene Ontology annotation, biological process: animal organ development. The transcript has 8 exons.